Molecule: messenger RNA, 3018 nt
Organism: Canis lupus familiaris (dog)
Lineage: Eukaryota; Metazoa; Chordata; Mammalia; Carnivora; Canidae
Gene: NOC4L
Product: nucleolar complex associated 4 homolog
Exons: 15
Coding region: 19-1569 (516 amino acids)
Biological process (GO): ribosome biogenesis
Cellular component (GO): Noc4p-Nop14p complex; nucleolus; small-subunit processome
Source: RefSeq, a predicted model, not a curated record
GUGGGGCGGCGGGGCGGCAUGGAGCGGGGCCCCGGCCCGGAUGGCGCGCGCCGGGCGCUGGGCUGCCUGCUGGAGGCGGUGCUGGCGAGCCGCGGCGAGGCCAACGCGGUGUUCGACAUCCUGGCGGUGUUGCAGUCCGAGGACAGCGAGGAGAUCCGGGAGGCGGUGCGCGCGUGCGGCCGUCUGUUCGCGGCGCUGCUGGAGCGGGGGGAGCUGUUCGUGGGCCGGCUGCCGUCGGAGGACUCGGUCCUGGCGGGGUCCCAAGGGGCCACCCGCAAGUACAAGGUGUGGAUGAGGCACCGAUACCACAGCUGCUGCAACCGCUUGCGGGAGCUCCUGGCCCACUCCUCCUUUGAGGUCAAGGAGCUAGCUCUCAGCACGCUCAUGAGGUUUGUGCAGUUGGAAGGAGUUCACCCCCUGGAGAAACCCAAGUGGGACGGCUGCUACUUGUUUCCCCACCAGCUCUUCAAGGCUGUAGUGGAAGGCCUGCUGUCCCUGGAGGACGACUGUUCACUGCUCCUCUCCCAGUUCCGGGAGUACUUGGAACAUGACGACAUCCGCUACCACACCAUGCAGGCGGCCACGGAUAUUGUGGUCCGUGUCGCCAACAGGUACCUGGAGGUGCCGUUCACUUUUUGGAACAACGCCUUCACGCUGUUGUCUGCCGUGAGCCUCCCCCGCCAGGAGUGCAACACAUCUAGCUUCUAUGUGAAGCACGCAAAGCUGUCGCAGACAUGGAAGGUCGUUCAUCUGAAGGAGCACAGAAAGGCCUUCCAGCUGAUGUGGCUUGGCUUCCUCAAGCACGAGUUGCCCCUUGGCCUGUACAAGAAGGUGCUGGUGAUUAUGCAUGACUCCAUCCUGCCCCACCUGGCCCAGCCCAGCCUCAUGAUCGACUUCCUGACCCGCGCCUAUGACAUGGGGGGAGCCAUCAGCCUCUUGGCUUUGAAUGGACUUUUUAUCCUGAUUCAUCAGCACAACCUCGAGUACCCUGAUUUCUACCGGAAGCUCUAUGGUCUGUUGGACCCAUCUAUCUUUCACGUCAAGUACCGGGCCCGGUUCUUCCACUUGGCAGAUCUCUUCCUGUCAUCUUCCCAUCUGCCUGCAUACUUGGUGGCUGCCUUUGCCAAGCGCUUGUCCCGCCUGGCCUUGACUGCUCCCCCUGAGGCCCUGCUCAUGGUCCUGCCCUUCAUCUGCAAUUUGCUGCGCCGGCACCCCGCCUGCCGUGUCCUCGUGCACCACCCUCUGGGCCACGAGCUGGACAGUGACCCCUUUGACCCUGAAGAAGGCAACCCAGCUGAGAGCCGAGCUCUGGAGAGCUCCUUGUGGGAGCUGCAGGCCCUCCAGCAGCAUUACCACCCCGAGGUGUCCCAGGCUGCCAGUGUCAUCAACCAGGCAUUGUCUGUGUCUGAGAUCAGCAUCGCACCAUUGCUGGAGCUCACGGCAUUUGAGAUCUUCGAGCGGAACCUGAAGAAGAAAUGCCAAGAGUCAGUGCCGCUGCAGUUCAUCCCUGCGCAGGGUUUGUUGGGACUUCAGGAUGAUCUCUGCGCCCAGCACUUCACACUCAGCUGACCUUGCGCCGUCACCUCCACCCCCAUAGUGGUUUAUAGGAGAGAGAUUGGGGUAGGCUGUGGGUGGCUAGGCACUGACCCUGUCUCCCAGCUCCUCUGGUGGCUGUGUCCACCUGUAGCCCCACGCCUGCUGUGCAUGUGGCCUGUGCUAGAGGGUGGUGUCUGGGGCCUCUUCCUUGCUUGAAGCCAGGUGGGUGCUGGGGAGGUGCUGCAGAAGUGACCCCUGCCCUGGGGGGUGGGGGGCUACAGGUGCCCAGGUGGUGGCUUCUGCCAGCCCCGAAGGCUUCCCUGGGUGCCCCGAGCUCCCCCAGGCCCCUCUUGUCCAGGGGGCGUCUGGGCCACGCUCCCACAUCUCCACUGCAUUUGGACUUGUGACCUAGGAGCGACAGUAAGCGUCUUCUGUCCUGGUCAGCCUGGAGGAGCACAGGGAGCGCAUGCACCCAUUCCCAGCCAGGGCCUGAGGAGGACACCUUUGUUCCCUAGCCCCCAGGACCCCUGGGUGUUCACCCUCCUGAAUAGAGCAGGCACCGGCAGCCACGGGCCUGGCACUCACUUGGUUCCCAUGUGUUUAUGCCUUUGAGGCCCUGUUUCUGCCAGACCAGCCCGGUUGUUGAGUCUACCUUUUCUCCUAAAAAUUUGCUUGUCUGGGGACGGAGGAGCCACCUGAGUGACGGCAGCUCACAUGGGAUGGGGGGACCUGGCAGACACACAGGCAGGGAUGGAGAGCCUGGGAGGGAGAGACCCUGGUUGCCCUGCAGCCUCCUGUCUGAGGUCCAGGCACACUUCCACCCCUGGAGGAGCGCCCUGGUGUCACAGCAGCAGUUGUUUGCCAAUUCGGUCUCCGGGAGCUGCUCUGGUGGCUCAGGACCCUGGUGUGCCUGGUGGGUCCUUUGUCCAGGCGGUGAAGUAGCGGCUCCUCUACAUAGGGUGCUAUGAUUUAGGGACACUAGCGCCCCUACCUCUCGGCCGAACUGCCCUGAUUCUGUCAAGCCAGUUCAUGCCCCAGGGCUUUUACACUGCAGUCUCCAUAGCUCUCUCCCCCUAGCCCUUGGUCUUCAGACUCUAGCCUGAGUGAGGCCUUGGGGAGGCCUCUGCUGAGCAUCCUGUAACUGUUACGGUGCGUGCCAUGGGGCACAUCAUCUUUGUGGCUCUGCAGCACUGCAGAAGUCUGAGAAUUAUCCCUGCUGCCAUCCUUCACAAGGACCAAAGAGGGCUCAUUACCGACCUGCUGCUUGCCUUGCCCCCCCUGGGCCCAGGACUUGCCUGGCAUAGAGGAGGGGCUCAUGCACAUUUGUGGGGGCUGGUCCUGAGCAGCCCACUAGCAGAAGCGGGCAUUGCACCGUAGGAGCCUAGGUGUGAGGACACCAAGGACAGCGUGGAUGCGCUGAGGCCUCCUGCUGAUAAACGCCAUGGUUUGUUCAAAGUUCAAUUAUAAAAUGCUUAAGCAGGC